Molecule: messenger RNA, 3266 nt
Organism: Capsaspora owczarzaki ATCC 30864
Lineage: Eukaryota; Filasterea; Ministeriida; Capsasporidae
Exons: 5
Coding region: 82-3243 (1053 amino acids)
Biological process (GO): endoplasmic reticulum to Golgi vesicle-mediated transport; regulation of ER to Golgi vesicle-mediated transport; retrograde vesicle-mediated transport, Golgi to endoplasmic reticulum
Cellular component (GO): Dsl1/NZR complex
Source: RefSeq, a predicted model, not a curated record
ACGUACUGUACAUCAAUCCAUAGCAUAGUCUUUGAUUUUUGGAUUUGCUGCCUGCUGAGCGAAGGUUGUUUCACAACAGCAAUGACAACCAACGUCAGCGGCUCAGAGCAGCAGCAGCAGCAGCAGCAAAGGCUCAUCCGCGAGCACCUGGACGCCAACGUCACCACCCUCGGCAGCCUCACUCGUCUCUCUGCCUUGCUACAAGCCAGUUGCCAGGAGCGGGUUGAGCUCCAGCGCGAGCUCGCCGCGAACAGCAGCAGCGGCAACGCACAGUCGCAAGCACAGUCGCUCCAGUCGCACCAGCUCAGGCAGCCGACGGCGCGCAGCCAGGCACAGGACGCUCUCGACGAGGCCCACCAGCUGCUCGAGCUCCAGACGGAUCCGCUGACAGUCCGCACGGCCGCGGCUGCUGUCGGGGCGCAGCGCUGCCUCGACUCUGCGCGGGCGUUUCAGUCGCGCCUCGCUGCCUUGGUCGAGGCCGAGCAAGCACACGACCGUGCUCAGCGCUACCUGGUGGUCGUGGCAUGCGUCGAGCAGAUGAACGCGCACGCUCGGGAGUUGUAUGGCGACGCAGACCCGCCAGGCUCAUCCGUGUCCAAGUCGUCGUCGUCCAAGACGUCGUCAUCAACGAGCAAGAAGGACAGCGCGACUCCGAGUCAGAAGCGAUGGCAACAGACUCUGCGCUCUGCAUUGCUGGCUGUGGAUGUCGUCACGCCAACGGGUGGUGUCGCGAGGCAGCAGCCAGCGGAGUCUCGCCCGGAUGCAGCUGGAAGUGGCAACUCCUCGACAUCCGAAGUGACAAGUGCCGUUGAUGCGUUGCGCCGGUCGGUCGCAGGUGCGCAAGAGUCAGUGGGCGCAACGCCUCCGUCGAGCAUGCAGUUGGCCAUUCUGACACCGCUCCGGCAGCUGUGCGAGCUCAAGCAUGCAUUGCGCACGUCCGCGUGCCGAAAUUUGAAAGCACACAUUGACGCAUCCAUCAACAACUGGUCCAACGUGCUCCGCCAACGUCUAGUCACCGAGCUCUCCUUGGCAUUGAAGCAGCUGGGCUGGCCUCUGAGCAUUGACCUCUCUGCUCGAAUGCCUCCAACCGCGUCUGGCACAUAUUCCCCACCGCUUUCCCCCUCCGCCUCCGCCGCCUCCUCCUCCUCCUCCUCCUCCUCCUCCUCCUCCUCGGCCGCCGGCGCCUCGCCCUCGUCACUUGAUUUGCCAGACCUUGCACUGGUUUGCAUGCAACGCAUCAUUCGGUUGCUCCUGCAGGUCCAGCUUUUGCUUCUCUUCCCGCACAUUGCCGCGGCAGAAGCCAUCGUCGAGCAAAGCAUUACUGAGCAGCGCGUCGAGGAAGGAUCCGACCGCACGAGACGAGCUGCUUCGCAUCAAAACCUGCAAACACUGCUCGAGUCGCUGCAUCUCCCUUCGUUGUGGGUUGUGGAGGCAUUGAUCGUCCCGGUUGCCCAGCGUUUCCAGUUCCACUUUUCUGGCGAACGACCAACCAACAGGCUCGAUAAACCAGAGUGGAUGUUUAUGCAUGCCCUGGAGGCAAUCAAGUCCAAUGCCACGUUCCUCGUUCAGACCAUCCAGCCCCUGGUGGACGACAGCGGCCUGGCCGUGUACGACGUUCGGGUUGAGUUUACAAGGAGCAUUGUCAACCUGGUUCGUGCCAAGUUGCUUCGGCAGGUCCCGCGCAUGCUUUCCCACGACGGCGAUCCAGAGGCCGCUGCCGCCGCUGCAGGCAACACCGAGCCAGGCGCAACAUCCAACCAAUCGCUCGCCAAGCCUCAUAAUUUGACCCAUGCGCAGUUCAACCAUAUUGUGGAUGAGGUCGAGCGGCUUGUGAAAUUGUAUCCAUUGCAAGCCAGCGGAGGCAAGGGGGCGUCGGACGAUGCCAUCCAGCCUCCACCCUACCCCAUGCUCAGCCACCUCCUCUCAGAGCUGGCCGUGUUCGAGUACGAACUGCGGGUUGCCCAUGAGCUACCUUCCUGGCAUCCUGCAGCCGUUGCUGUCUUUUCUGCCAAUGCGACCUGGAUGUCGCGCUGGAUCUUUCUCGAGCGACGUCAUGCCAUUGGCAUUCUGCAGCAAGCCCUCGCAUUGCCGACUCGAUGGCAGCCAAAGUUUCGAGAUGCCGCGACAGUUGACGAGUACAAGGCGCCUGAAGCGGCUGAGACGCUGGUGAAUCUGCUUUGGACAAUUUGCGAACGAUUUCAACUUGUAUCGAGCUCGGCUCUCCGGCUAACGGUCGUGGCAAUGAUUCACAUUCCGCUGAUUGAGCUGUUCAUGCAGAACUUGGAAAAGUACUUGGCUCGUGAGUUUGAAUCCAUCACCAGUGCACCCCAACUGGAGCAGUUUUGCUUGCUUCUGAACGGAGUACACUAUGUUCGCUGCAUGAUCAAGGAAUAUUCAGAGCAUGUGUUCUUCCUCGAAGCACAUGCAUACACUCGUGAUGCACGGCAAAAUCUCUCCCCAGAAGCACAAGCAGAGCUGGCCGCCGCCACGGGAGGGGAUAACUUUUGCUUUGAGCAGACGUGGUCUGCGUGUCUUCGCAUUGAAGAGGAGAUGAUUGCGACAAUCACCUCCAUGGCCCGUGAUGCAUUCACUCACCACAGCAAGGCGUAUUGCAAACAAAAGUGGCUGCUGCAGAUGCCAGUGUCGUUGGACCAAGUCGAGCGAGAGUCUAUCGCGGCGGCAGAGGCUGGCAACGUGCCGUUUUUGCAGCCUGGUGCGGCAGUGUCGGCCGUCGUCGUGCUGGAUAUUUCUCAAUCGUUCUGUGAGCCCCUAGCUCUGCUGCGAGAACAAUUGGCCUUGUUGCACAGAAACCUGGCCACCUCGCUCUUUGGCACGGUCUGGCACCAGAUUGCACGAGACGUGAAUGACUGUCUCUGGACAGACCUCGUCCGCCGAAGUUACUUUAAUCGCGCAGGAGCCGUGCAGCUUGCUUUUGACAUGCAUCGUCUGUUUCUCCUCUUCCGAGAUUUCACCUCCAAGCCCGAAAACUUUUUGAAGCACAUCAAGGAAACCUGCGUUCUUCUUAAUCUGUCUCCAGACACCCUCAAGGCAAUACACAAGCUCGGGCUGGAGGCUGCUCAGGAGGCAGCCAAUCCUGCACCAAAUCCUCGCGUGCGCAGCACAACGCCCAAGGCUUCGAUCCAAGCUCUGAUGCAGUCCAAGUCGCUGUUUCGUUUUUCCCAGGAAGAAGUGUUGGAGCUUGUCUCCCAUCAUGCUGAUGCAAUGACGCGAUCGGAGCGUUGAGAAAUAAACGGUAUCAUUUGGAA